This is a messenger RNA of Durusdinium trenchii, 648 nucleotides long. NCBI's taxonomy places the organism in Eukaryota, Dinophyceae, Suessiales, Symbiodiniaceae. The record is from the annotation of a GenBank genome assembly.
AUGGCUUUUGGAUUGACGAAACGAAAAGCUGCCUUACUCCUCUUCCAUGGCGCACCUGUACUCUUGCUCCAUUGUUGGGACUACAUCUCGCAGCAGUUGACAGUGGCCGACAGUGAGUGGAGUCGGGACCUUGACGUCUUUGAGCUGUUCAGUGGACAUGGGGAGCUGGGACGACAGUGUCGUGACGCCGGGUUUGACGUGCGCACCUCUGACAUCACCAAGGGUAAACUCCACGACAUCAUGACUCCUGAAGGGUUCAUGCUGGUGCUCAAGGGUGUGCUGCGGCUACGUUACAAUGGUCAGCUGUGGCUAGGGGUUCCUUGCAACAGUUGGGUAUUUAUGUCUUCAUCGACAACCAAAAGGACAAGUUCUAACCAUGGGAUCAUGGGUGACGAGGGUGUGGAGUCUGUGGCUUCUGGCAAUAUUAUUGCAGCUCGGGUGGCGCUUUUGUGCAUGGUGGCGGUGAUUCGAAACUGCUACUGGUGUGCUGAGCAGCCAUCCAGCUCGUGCUUGAAGGAGUGCCCAUAUAUCAGUCACGUGCUAACAUCAGUGGGCCCAAACUUCAUGAAACGCACGUGGAUGGGAGCAUAUGGGCACUGGGCAGCAAAGCCGAGCCAACUCUGGGGUUCCUGGUGGCUUGGAUGUUGA